Messenger RNA from Microcebus murinus (gray mouse lemur), 3816 nucleotides. RefSeq names its product sulfotransferase 2A1-like. Gene Ontology annotation, molecular function: sulfotransferase activity. The record is from RefSeq and is a predicted model, not a curated record. Lineage: Eukaryota; Metazoa; Chordata; Mammalia; Primates; Cheirogaleidae.
UUUUUGAACGUCUGCAUAGUUCCAGAGCAUUGCUUGUGGUCCAUGUUUACUCAUGCUGGUGAUCUGUGAGAAGAAAUUUAUUUUCUAUAAAAGCUAAAUCUAGACAUUCUGCAUCAUUAAUAUUAACUUAUGCAUACAUUUGUGAAGCAUUCUGAUUAACUUAAAUCAACUCAAUGGGCACGUAAGAAAUUUCCAUUUUUAUGUAACUGUGAUUGAUUCAUUAGUAUUUAAAUUUUACAGUAUUAUUAAUAUUCAUUCUUUAUUAAUUCAUGAUAUAAAAUCUUAUUUGCUUUGUUUACAGUAUUUAGAAUAUAUUGCUCUCCAGGGAGGAAUAAACAAUAUAUUUGCUAAGUAAUCAUGUGCCAUGGUCUGAAGUAUGGGCAGAUAGAAUUUGACCUUAUUAUCCCAUCUUUGAGACAGAUUCUAACCCCUGGUUCUAUCAAUCAAGGAAUCUAAAGAAAAACAAUCUCUUAUGAUUAUCUUGUUGUAGUGGGCUCCAUAAGCAAGAAAAUGUUUUCUUAAUAGUGUUUUUAGUUCCCUUAUGUUUCGAAUGAGUUUUCAGUGUUCACACUGUGGCGAGAGCUGGCUGCUCUAAGUGGCCUUGAUCUGGCAGCGCUACCGUAAGAGUGAGUUUUAUCUCAGCACUGGCAGCUUAGCAACUGCACUUUCAAAGGAUGCAGAAAAUAGAUAGAGAGACCUCAGUAAGAUUUGAUGACCAAAACUUUGUAACCUUGUUACAUUAGUGCAUUCUUUGGUUUCUUUGCCCAAAAUGGGGAAUCGUCCUUGCAGCCAGGCCAUAAUAACAGUCUUACAACACUUGUUAGUCCAAAGAAGAUAAGUGAUACCCAACAAUAGAUUGUGCCCAAGGACCAACUGAGCCUGCACACAACGCUGAAAAUAUGACCAAUAUUAAUCCCUAGUGCAUUAUAAUACUAAAAUAGUAACUGGUCCUAUAAGCAAGAAAAUGUUUUCUCAGUAAUGUUAACUUAUCUGUAUCUUUAAUGUGAAUUAUUGCAGACAGCACACAGUUUAAUCCUGCAUUUUAAACCAUGUGGCAAUCCCUGUCUUUUAAUUAUUCUGUUUAGACCUCUCAUUUAAAUUAAUAACAGAUAUAGUUGAAUCACAAUAUAUCCCUUGCUGUUUUUCAUUUGCUACUUUUUUCUUUUUUUUGACCUGAUUUAAAUGGAUGUUCCAUUUUUUUCUUUAUUUCUCUUUUUUUGUCCUCUUUUAUAAUAAAUGAGCAUUUUAUCUAACUGUAUUAUAUCUCAUCUAGAAAUUUAUUAUUUAUACCUCUUUAAAAUAUUUAGUGGUCACUUUUAAUUCAUUAAUGACUACACUUCCAAAUAAUAUUAUGCUGUUUUUCAUGUACAUGAGUCAUUUCAAUAACAUAUCCCCGAUCCUUUUUUCUGUCUCAUUCUUUUUGCUAUUAUUCUCAUAAUCUUGACUUUUAUAUAUGCUAUAAACUUACAAUAUUUUGCUUAUUUUGCUUUAGGCAGUUAAUGAUCUUUUAGAAUGAUCAAAAAUAAGUAAAAGCAAUGAAUAUAUUCCAUUUCCAAUGUUCUUUGUUCCUUUGUAAAAUCCAGGUUUCAUCCUAUCAUAUUCUUCCUGCUUGAAAAACUUGCUAUAGAAUAUCUUAUGGUAUAUCUGAUAGCCAUAAAUUUUUUAAGUUUUUGUUUAAUCAAUGAAUGUUAACCAAUGACUGAGUCCAGUAGUGUUGCCCUUCCUCACACAGAUCACAGUGUUUUAUCUUCUGUGGAAUUAGAGGAGAAUUUGAUUCUUCUGUGGCAAAACAGAGUUUCUGAUUUGAGUAGCAAAUCCAAAGAAAAAUGAAAGAAAAUAAAUGCCCCUCCAGUCCAGUCCUGUGUUUCUCUCCUGAGCACAGGUACAGUUGCUAGUUCCUGCACAGGUGCAAAGCUGGGACAACUGUCCCUGGGAAGAUAACGUUCCCUUAAAAGAUGCUGCGAGCAGCCACUGUCCCCUUGUCAAAGCCCUUUAGCUUGGCCAAGCCCAUUGUGGAGAAACCUGAGGCUGAUGCGGUACACUCUGAAUGAGGAGCAGUGCUGAGUCCUCCACCUGUGACUGUACACCUAGAUCUUCCAAGAUUAGAUCCCCAUCCAACCAUGUCUGCACACCUGAGUCUUCCAAGAGUAGCUCUCCACCCAACUUUUCCUGAAUAUCUGGAUCUCCCAGAUCAGAUCUCCAUCCAAAUGGGUCUAUACACCUGAGCCUUCCAAGAGUACACCUUGAUCAAGCUAUUCAUGUUCCCUUGGUUGCACCAUAAGGAACACUUUUUAGGACUCUUUUAAACAUUUUAUGUGAGUGUCUGGUGGGAUUCUUGAAGGAGGAGCCUGAAAUAGGGUGAAGAUUUCACUAAUUUCUGCAGUCCCCAGAUUUUUCACUGUCCUAGCAGCCUGUGAUAUGUCUUCACUGGUUUGGAAGCUAUUCUAGAUGAAGUCUUCUAAGAGUUAUCUUAUUGUGUUGACCCAGGUGAGUGGAUAUUCACAUUCCCUUUCCUUGCAGACAGUGUCUGUACUUGGCUUUUAGGUUGUUUUCACUGCAACUCCAGUUCUCUGACAGUUCCAAAAAAGAUCAGAAUUCCAAGUUAUGCCACCCUUUUUCUUGUAAAUAAAGCAGCAAAGCUCAUUCUAGUUCUGUACAUUCCCAGAGAGAAGGCAGAAGUCCCAGGACACUUUUUAGGUGAGACAAGCAUUAGCCACUUCAAAGUGACUCUACUCCUAUUGUACCAGAGUGUCCUCCCAUGGGGGAUUUGCUAAAACAAGACUGUAAGGAUACUGAAGCCUGAGAGACAGGAAAUCAGUGAGGCUCUGCCAGAGCCACUGGCCUGAAGAAGGACCCUAGGGAGCCCCUCUGCCCGUGAACACUCAUUUUCUUCCAAUGGAAAACACUCAGUGACUUCUUUCCACAAGCUGCUAUUUCCUGUCUUUGGUCUCAUUCUCUACCCUCCUGCUUACUAGUCUGGAUGUCACAUUCUCCCGAUUUUUCAAGGGUUAUUCAGGUCUAAUUCCAAAUUUUCUUUUUAAUUUCAGAAUAUCAUGGGGGUACCCAUGUUCUGGUUACAUGGACUGCUUUUCUACUGCUUGAGUUAAAGUUAUAAGCAUGCCCAUCACCCAGAUAGUGGACAUUGUACCCAUCAGGGGCUGUUGCGUCCAGUAUCAGACUGUGGAUUUGUCAGCCCUGGAUGCUUCACUGCAAAACUGUUUCAAGAUGACCAGUAAAUUCCUGUUUGAGGGGAUAUGGAUGGAUUCACAUCUUACACCUCUAGAGAAUGUGUGCUUUGCCCGGGAUGAAUUUCUGGUGAAAGACGAUGAUGUCAUCAUAGUGGGUUACCCUAGAUCAGGAACACACUGGAUGAUUGAAAUUCUCUGUCUGAUCUACUACAAUGGGGACCCUAGCUUGGUCCAAAGUGUCCCAAAUUAUGUCAGGUCCCCAUGGAUAGAGGAUAAUCAUUUUCAGGAAAACAUAAAGAAACAAGAUGGAUCACGCCUCAUGACGUCACAUCUCCCCGUACAAUUAUUCCCCAAGUCCUACUUUACCUCCAAUGCCAAGAUCAUUUAUAUCAUAAGGAAUCCAAGAGAUAUUGUUACCUCUUGGUAUCAUUUAUUAAAAGGAGAAUUGAGACAGAAGCAGCCAAAACAUUUUGAUGAAUUCUUGGAUGACUUUGUGCAAGGCGAACAGAAUGUGUGCUUUGCCCGGGAUGAAUUUCUGGUGAAAGACGAUGAUGUCAUCCUAGUGAGUUACCCUAGAUCAGGCAUCAUUUUCAUGGGAAUAUCUCCUGGGGAAGAGGGUACAAAGUGA